AUGUCAGCUGUUGGAUCUCUUAUUUUCUGUACUUCCUGUGGUAACUUACUUGAUUCCAUUUCACACCAACAACAUCUAACUUGUUCAGUCUGCAGAAAACAAUACCCAUCGAACCAAUUCAGCAAGCUAAAGGUUGUCACCCACACAUCACCAGAUGCCUUCCCUUCUGCUUUGAAAUCCAGAAAGUCGCUAGUGAAAACCACCCUCAAACACGACGAAAUAGAAGACGGUGCAACAAUCAAGGAAAAGUGUCCUCAAUGUGGACAUGAUGAAAUGCAAUAUCAUACUUUACAACUUAGAUCGGCCGAUGAAGGUGCUACUGUUUUCUAUACAUGUACCAAGUGUGGAUAUAAAUUCAGAACGAACAACUGA
Messenger RNA from Pichia kudriavzevii, 372 nucleotides. RefSeq lists its product as uncharacterized. The transcript has a single exon. Lineage: Eukaryota; Fungi; Ascomycota; Pichiomycetes; Pichiales; Pichiaceae. The record is from RefSeq and is a predicted model, not a curated record. Gene Ontology annotation, biological process: termination of RNA polymerase I transcription; DNA-templated transcription. Bases 1 to 372 code for a protein of 123 amino acids. Gene Ontology annotation, molecular function: nucleic acid binding; zinc ion binding; DNA-directed RNA polymerase activity. Gene Ontology annotation, cellular component: RNA polymerase I complex.